CGGUUAUCUUAAUUGAGAGCUUGGAGAGCUUCUGCUUCUGACUUAUUAUGAGUUUGAGUUUGAGUUUGAGAGUUUCCAUUGCAAAGCUUUCGAGCUUCGAGAGGGAAACCAUGUCGCAUUCUUCUGUGCCUCGCCAGAAACUGAUGAGAAGGUGUCGGCAGAAGAAAGAAGAAGAAGAACCCCUUGGAGGAGAUAUGGAGGAUCUCUUUAGCGAAAAGGAAACCCAGAAAAUCAGAGAGUCGCUGCUUGAUUGGUACGAUGAUAAUCAGCGAGAUCUUCCAUGGAGGAAGAAAAGUAGUGAAAGUGAAAAGGAGAGAAGAGCUUACGAGGUUUGGGUAUCGGAGAUUAUGUUGCAGCAAACUAGGGUCCAGACUGUAAUGGAGUAUUACAAACGCUGGAUGCAUAAAUGGCCAACAAUUUAUGACCUUGCUCAAGCUUCCCUUGAGGAGGUAAACGAAAUGUGGGCAGGUUUGGGGUACUAUCGGCGAGCACGUUUUCUUUUAGAGGGAGCGAAGAUGGUUGUUGCAGGGAAGGAAGGAUUUCCUAAUCAAGCGUCUAGCUUGAUGAAAGUUAAAGGAAUAGGAGAGUACACAGCAGGAGCAAUUGCCUCAAUUGCUUUCAAUGAAGCAGUACCUGUUGUGGAUGGAAACGUGAUAAGAGUGCUUGCCAGACUAAAGGCCAUCUCAGCUAAUCCCAAAGACCGGCUUACCAUCAAGAAUUUCUGGAAACUUGCUGCACAGCUUGUGGAUCCUUUGCGUCCUGGAGAUUUCAACCAGUCUCUGAUGGAGCUUGGUGCGACUCUAUGCUCUGUAUCAAAGCCAAGUUGCUCUACUUGUCCUGUUUCAAGCCAAUGCCGUGCAUAUUCGGAAAACAGAACCAUUCCCGUGACAGAUUAUCCUACAAAAGUGGUCAAGGCCAAGCCAAGGCAUGACUUUUGUUGCGUAUGUGUACUGGAAAUUCUCAAUCAUGAGAAGAACCAACGAGGAGGUAGAUUUGUGCUUGUAAAGAGACCUGAAGGCGGUCUUCUUGCUGGUCUUUGGGAGUUUCCAUCUGUUAUAUUGAACGAGGAAGCUAAUUUGGAGACAAGGAGGAACGCUAUGGACCUCUACCUUAAGGAAGAAUUUCAUGUCGAACCGAAGGAAACAUGUGCUAUAGUUUCAAGAAAAGAGCUUGGAGAAUUCGUCCACAUCUUCACACACAUACGUCGAAAAAUUUAUGUGGAGCUAUUAGUUUUACAACUUACAGGUGGAACAGAUGAUCUGUUCAAAGGUCAGGCGAAGGACGCCCUGACAUGGAAGUGUGUGGACAGUGAUGUACUUUCUACCAUGGGACUGACAUCAGCUGUUAGAAAGGUAUAUUUAAUGGUUGAAGCACACAAGAAAGGAUUAUCUGUUGCUGCUCCUGUCUCAUCGAAUAUAACAGCCACGUCGAGGAAACGAAGAAGCACAUGAUCUCCUUCUUCUUACCCUUGUCUAUAUGUAUUGUCUAGCAUUUGGAUAUGAAAGUCUUGUUUAGUUUUUAGUCUUUUGACCAGAACACUUGUGAUCUUGGUUUGAGAAUGAACAAUUAGUUUCUACUGAGUAAAUUCAUUGGAUCCCUCCAGAGGAUUGGUUAUGUAGCAAAAUUUAUUUGCUUGCGGAUUUCUUCUUGUAUGUUCAUCUGUAUGACUUGUGAUUCAUAUAAUGGCGAAGAUGAGCUUAAGCUGUUUCAAGUUCG
Messenger RNA from Thlaspi arvense, 1716 nucleotides. NCBI's taxonomy places the organism in Eukaryota, Viridiplantae, Streptophyta, Magnoliopsida, Brassicales, Brassicaceae. The record is from the annotation of a GenBank genome assembly.